Cotesia congregata is the source of this 1533-nucleotide messenger RNA. NCBI's taxonomy places the organism in Eukaryota, Metazoa, Arthropoda, Insecta, Hymenoptera, Braconidae. The record is from the annotation of a GenBank genome assembly.
AUCAUGAAGAUAAUUUGUUUAAAUACGAACUUGCACGCUUAUUAUUCCAUUGUCGUUCAGAAAAAAAUUUGUAUUGACAGAGAUUAUCAACGCAGACAGAAUUAUCCUCGCAGUGGAUUCUCUGAUAUCAAAUGCGUUGAAACUUUUCUAGAUGGAAAGUGCGAUAAUGAUUACGAUUGCAUGAAAAUAAAACACUCAGAAUGUUCAAUUAAUAACGUAUGUUCUUGUAAGAAUAAUUAUGUUCAAUUUAAUAAAACAACAUGUGGGAUACCCAUUUGGGGGCCUUGUUCAAAAAAUGAAGAUUGCACUGUUAUUAAUUCGCGUUGCAAAGAUAAUGUUUGUCAAUGUAAACCUGGUGAUGUAUCAAAACUUCCCAAUAACACUGUAUGUACACUACGAUUAGAUAAAUUUUGUAUUACUGACAUCCACUGCGAGGAUAAUUCUGUCUGCGUUGAUAAUCUCUGUCAAUACAAAUUUUUUUCUGAACGACAAUGGAAUAAUAAGCGUGCAAAAAAUUUGGGACAAAAUUGCACAAUUGAUCAGGAAUGUUUGCAUAACUCGCAUGCUGAAUGUUCAAUAGAUAAGAUUUGUGUCUGUGGAGAAAAUUAUCAUGAAUUUAAUGAGACACUUUGCUUGCCGCUGCUUGGUGGAUUUUGUUCCAAUGAUGAAGACUGUUAUUUUGUUGAUAAUUCUUAUUGUCGUGAUAGAGAAUGUCGAUGCAGACUUCACUACGAGUCGCUUUUAAAUGAUCAAUGCCUAGCAUUAUAUUUGAAUCAAGCUUGUAAAUACGAUAGUGAUUGUGAUCGAAUAGAAAAUUCAACAUGUUCGAAGGAUAAAAAAUGUGUUUGUCAAGCGAAUCACUCAGCUUUUGGUGAGAACCAAUGUUUAGCUCACAUUGGAGAAUUUUGUUUCAACACUGAUAAUUGUGUUUCUAAACCAGUUACUGUUUGUAUUAAUAAUAAAUGUCAAUGCAUUGAUAAAUUUAUUUCACUUCAGUCUAAGGAUAAUUGUAUUCCAAUCAUAUUGGGCGCACCCUGUAAAGAUCAUAGAGAUUGCAACAUAAUAAAAAAUGCUAAAUGCUCUGAAAAUAAUAUUUGUGUUUGUCGUAAUAAUUAUUAUGCUUUGGAUGAAGUUUCAUGCGGACCUUCCAUAAAUGAAUCAUGUUCGAAUGAUGAUGAUUGUAUGGUACCUUCUUCAGUAUGCAUUGACAAUCAGUGUCAAUGCCAACAAAAUUUCUCAGCUGUGUCCCGUUUCCAAUGUGUGAAGAAUAAUUUAUUAUUCUCGUGUAAAAUUGAUACAGAUUGUGGAGAUCCAUGGCAUUCAAAAUGUUUGGAAAAUAAAAAAUGUGGUUGUAAUGCACAAAGUAUACUUAUUAAUAAAUCAACAUGCUUACCACUUAUCCGCGGACUGUGCUGGGCUGACACACAAUGUAUUACAAUUAAAGAUUCCUCUUGUGUUGAUUUCUACUGUCAAUGCAACUCAAAUACUCGUUUUAUCGCUGACAAUAUGUGUUCACAAAUUUUCUUUUCUUAA